Kluyveromyces lactis is the source of this 1128-nucleotide messenger RNA. It is a transcript of the gene ACT1, whose product is annotated as actin. The transcript is spliced from 2 exons. The record is from RefSeq and is a predicted model, not a curated record. The coding region runs from base 1 to 1128 and encodes 375 amino acids. Lineage: Eukaryota; Fungi; Ascomycota; Saccharomycetes; Saccharomycetales; Saccharomycetaceae.
AUGGAUUCUGAGGUCGCUGCUUUAGUUAUUGACAACGGUUCUGGUAUGUGUAAAGCCGGUUUCGCCGGUGACGACGCUCCAAGAGCCGUCUUCCCAUCCAUCGUCGGUAGACCAAGACACCAAGGUAUCAUGGUCGGUAUGGGUCAAAAAGACUCUUACGUUGGUGACGAAGCUCAAUCCAAGAGAGGUAUCUUGACUCUACGUUACCCAAUUGAACACGGUAUCGUUACCAACUGGGAUGAUAUGGAAAAGAUCUGGCAUCACACCUUCUACAACGAAUUGAGAGUUGCUCCAGAAGAACACCCAGUUUUGUUAACCGAAGCUCCAAUGAACCCAAAGAACAACAGAGAAAAGAUGACUCAAAUCUUGUUCGAAACUUUCAACGUUCCAGCCUUCUACGUCUCUAUCCAAGCUGUUUUGUCCUUGUACUCUUCUGGUAGAACCACUGGUAUUGUGUUGGAUUCUGGUGACGGUGUUACCCACGUUGUUCCAAUCUACGCCGGUUUCUCCUUGCCUCACGCUAUCUUGAGAAUCGACUUGGCUGGUAGAGAUAUCACCGACUACUUGAUGAAGAUCUUGGCUGAACGUGGUUACUCUUUCUCUACUACCGCUGAAAGAGAAAUCGUCCGUGACAUCAAGGAAAAGCUAUGUUACGUCGCUUUGGACUUCGAACAAGAAAUGCAAACUGCUUCUCAAUCAUCCGCUGUUGAAAAGUCUUACGAAUUACCAGAUGGCCAAGUUAUCACUAUCGGUAACGAAAGAUUCAGAGCUCCAGAAGCUUUGUUCCAUCCAUCUGUUCUAAGUUUGGAAGCUGCUGGUAUCGACCAAACUACUUACAACUCCAUCAUGAAGUGUGAUGUUGAUGUCAGAAAGGAAUUGUACGGUAACAUCGUCAUGUCCGGUGGUACCACCAUGUUCCCAGGUAUUGCUGAAAGAAUGCAAAAGGAAAUUACCGCCUUGGCUCCUUCUUCUAUGAAGGUCAAGAUCAUCGCUCCUCCAGAAAGAAAGUACUCUGUCUGGAUCGGUGGUUCUAUUUUGGCCUCUUUGACCACUUUCCAACAAAUGUGGAUCUCAAAGCAAGAAUACGACGAAUCUGGUCCAUCCAUCGUUCACUUGAAGUGUUUCUAA